Messenger RNA from Lucilia sericata (common green bottle fly), 2674 nucleotides. It is a transcript of the gene nod, whose product is annotated as kinesin-like protein Nod. Bases 118 to 2517 code for a protein of 799 amino acids. Gene Ontology annotation, biological process: mitotic spindle organization; microtubule-based movement. Lineage: Eukaryota; Metazoa; Arthropoda; Insecta; Diptera; Calliphoridae. Gene Ontology annotation, molecular function: ATP binding; microtubule motor activity; microtubule binding. The transcript is spliced from 11 exons. The record is from RefSeq and is a predicted model, not a curated record.
UUGGCAUCACUAAUUAAAACGUCAAAAAAGGACGCUUGCAGAAAUUUGAAAAUUUAUAAAUUUAAUUUUACAAUACGUAUUUUUAAUUUUUUUAAUUAAUUGAAUGAAAUAAUAAUUAUGAGUAAUAUUAGUGAUAAUAGUGCCGUAAAAAUAGCAGUGCGCGAAAGGCCAGCUAGAGAACAUUUAAAAAAUAAUUUUCAAUCUAGUGUUAUUACUUAUCAUCCCAAUGGAAAUAACAUAAUUGUUAACGAAGCAGUUUUUACAUUUGAUCAUGUUUUGGGACCAGCCGUAACUCAGAAAGAGAUUUUUGACAGUUUGAUUAAGCCGCUGGUGGUCAAUCUGAAGCUGGGAUUCAACUGUACUGCCUUGGCAUAUGGUCAAACCGGCACUGGUAAAUCUUACACUAUGGGACUUGAUUCUAAGAGUUUUGAUGGGGAAGAUGUUGGGGUUAUUCCACGGUGUUUGAAAGAAAUAUUUUCAACUGCGGACUUAAUUUCAGAAAAUGAAGAAAAUAAGAAACUUGUUAAUAAUUCAUCAACAAAAAUGGAGAUUUUAGCAUCAUUCAUUGAAAUUUACAAUGAAAAGGUUUACGAUUUAUUAGGAGAAAAUACAAAUGAACCAAUUAUUGCCAAAGGUUACAAAUAUACCGGAGGAACUCGUAAAACUUUAAAUAAUCUUGAUGAUUGUCACGCUAUACUAAUGCAAGGCAAUAAAAACCGCCAUGUACGUCCCACUAAAAUGAAUUCACAAAGUUCACGUUCUCAUGCCAUAUUCACAAUACACGUUCGUUCCAGAACACAAAAAGAUAGUGGUGGCGAAUCUAUAACUACAUCGUGUAUGAACAUUGUUGAUUUAGCCGGAUCUGAAGGUGUUAGACGUACUGGACACCAAGGUGUGGCAAUGUCAGAAGGUGUACACAUAAACCAAGGGUUGCUAUCAAUUGGAAAAGUUUUACAGGCAAUGACCACAGGCAGCAAAGUGAUACCAUACCGGGACAGUGUGUUAAGUUCUGUAUUGCAAGAAUCCUUAAAUUCUAAUUCAUAUCUGACCUUAUUGGCAUGUAUUAGCCCACAUCGUGAAGAUUUAAGUGAAACUUUAUCAACACUGAGAUUUGCCCAAAAUGCCAAACAGUUGAAAAAUACACCAGAAAUAAAUAAUAUUAUUGCUGAUAUUAAGAAAAAUGCCAAACUAAAGCAGACACCUUAUAAAUCAAAACCUUUACAAAUAAAUAAUCCAAAGGUUACGCCACUAAAACGUUCCUACUCUACACUAUAUGGCACACAAGUGAAAUCGUCCAUAAAAAGCAAUACCUUUUGUACUCCAAAAAAGCAACGGGUGGAGGUAAAUAAAUGCAAUCAAACAGAAAUAUCCAGCAAUUACAAAAAACCAAAAUUAUCAAAUGUUGAAAUGAAUUUGCCUAAAAUGGGUCAAUUAGAAUCUACGCAUAAUCGGGAAUCCAUGUUUAACCGGAGUUUAGAAUCAAAUGGUUCUCUGCUAAGCCUUAAUAUAUCAACUUCAACUGCUGUCGAUGGACAUGCGUACAAAAGAAACACAAAUUUUAGUCCAAUUAUACGCAAGUGUAUAGCAGAGUUGAAAAAUGAUUUGGAAGAUAACCUAAUGAAAAUGAUACAAAAAAAUUUACAAACGCUAGUGCCUCAAACACCUGCUCCCGCCCCUGCACCAACUCCACAAAAUCAAACUAAUCUGCCCUCUACAAUACGCCAGGAACUUAAAAAUAUUAUGAAGGAAGUUCUGUCUGAAAAAGAUGGCCAUAUUAGUCCUUUGAAAACCAAUGCUAAAUGCCAAUUAUUUAACAAUAGCGAUGAUCUAUUUAAAAUUCCUGAAAUUCCUUCAGAAGUUCAUAGGCCAAAGACUUCAAGUCCAAUUACCAAUAGCAAAGACUCUUCAGAACCAUCAACAUCGUUCACCCAAACUUUCUUUGCUGGUGCUACAAACUCUGAUAAGACUGUACUAAACAAAUCUAUACGACGUUCAAUUCGUAUCUCUGCGAGACAUCAUGAUGAACAAUCAUUGAUUGCAAAUAAUACUUCACUGGAAAAUGCCAAUCAAUCAUUACGCCGAAGUUCGCGUAAAUCAGUUUUAAAAAUGUAUCAAGACAAACGUCGAAGUAUACGUUUGGCCACACACAAUGAAAGUAUUACAACUGAAGAUAAACCAGAAAGAGAGAAAGUAUCGAAGACUGUAAAGAAACUAAAUAAAUCAUCAAAAGGAAAUGCAAUAAAUAAUACUAUAAUAGAUGGUUAUUGUAACGGUUCUGCAUCGACAAAUACCAAGACUAGUUUAACUAAACAUCGUAAAGCAAUUUUAGAUCUACUGAAUAAAGGAUCAAUGAAAGAAUUGCAAAUUUUGCCUCAAGUUGGUCAAAAAACAGCUUAUCAAAUUGUUACGCAAAGAACUCUCAACGGGAAAUUCAAAAGUGUGUCUCAAGUGGAAAAACUACCUAUUUGGCGUGGAAACGCUUGGGAACGCUUUGCUCAGGCGAAUAUGUUAAUAUAACAGUAUGCAGUUAUGUACACAAUAUUAGUAUUGCAAUAUCUCCCAUCUCCUACACAUUAUACUACAUUUUAAUUUUAAAUUUGUUAAAUUUACGAUUUUUAAUUUUUUAAUAGCGCUUUAUAAUAAAGUUUAAUUGAACUUGUAUUUUUUAUAAUAA